Messenger RNA from Coturnix japonica (Japanese quail), 1743 nucleotides. RefSeq names its product NPR2 like, GATOR1 complex subunit (gene NPRL2). NCBI's taxonomy places the organism in Eukaryota, Metazoa, Chordata, Aves, Galliformes, Phasianidae. The record is from RefSeq and is a predicted model, not a curated record. Gene Ontology annotation, biological process: positive regulation of autophagy; cellular response to amino acid starvation; negative regulation of TORC1 signaling. Gene Ontology annotation, cellular component: vacuolar membrane; GATOR1 complex. Gene Ontology annotation, molecular function: GTPase activator activity.
UCCCGCCCCCGACGGGAGGGGUGACGCGGGGCGCAUGCGCACUGCGGCCGGUCGGUUCCGCUGCCAUGGGGGGCCGCAUCCAGUGCGUGUUCUUCAGCGAGUUCCACCCCACGCUGGGACCCAAAAUCACGUACCAGGUCCCCGAGGAUUUCAUCUCGCGGGAGCUGUUCGACACGGUGCAGGUGUACGUGAUCACGAAGCCCGAGCUGCAGAACAAGCUCAUCACCGUCACCGCCAUGGAGAAGAAGCUGAUCGGCUGCCCCGUGUGCAUCGAGCACAAGAAGUACAGCCGCAAUGCGCUGCUCUUCAACCUCGGCUUCGUUUGCGACGCUCGCGCCAAGGCCUGCGCCCUGGAGCCCAUCGUCAAGAAGCUGGCGGGGUACCUCACCACGCUGGAGCUGGAAAGCGGUUUCAUCUCUAAUAAGGAGAGUAAACAAAAGCUGGUGCCUAUUAUGACCAUCCUGCUGGAGGAGCUGAACGCCAAAGGAAAGUGCACCCUGCCCAUAGAUGAGUCAAACACCAUCCACCUGAAGGUGAUUGAGCAGCGGCCGGACCCCCAGAUUGUGCAGGAGUACGACGUGCCCGUCUUCACCCAGAACAAGGAUGACUUCUUCAACUCCCAGUGGGACCUCACCACGCAGCAGAUCCUGCCAUACAUCGAUGGCUUUCGGCACGUUCAGAAGAUUUCUGCUGAAGCGGACGUGGAGCUGAACUUGGUGCGCAUCGCUGUGCAGAACCUGCUGUACUAUGGGGUCGUCACGCUCGUCUCCAUACUCCAGUACUCCAACGUGUACUGCACCACACCGAAGGUCCAGGACGUGGUGGAUGACAAGUGCCUCCAGGAGGAGUGCCUGGCCUAUGUCACCAAGCCAGGGCACAAGCGAGCCAGCCUGCGGGACGUCUUCCAGCUGUACUGCGGCCUCAGCCCCGGUACCACGGUGCGGGACCUCAUCUCCCGCUACACCCUGCAGCUGCAGCGCGUGGAUGAGAGGAGGCUCAUCCAGUUCGGGCUGAUGAAGGGGCUCAUCCGGCGGCUGCAGAAGUUCCCGGUGAAGGUGGCGCGGGACGAGCGCAGCCUCCCGGCCCGGCUGUACACGGGCUGCCACAGCUACGAUGAGAUCUGCUGCAAGACGGGCAUGAGUUACAAGGAGCUGGAUGAGCGCCUGGAGAACGACCCCAACAUCAUCGUGUGCUGGAAGUGACGGAGCCGGCGUGCCCGGGGUGGCUUCGGCAGCACGAGUGCGUGGACAAGCUGAACAUGCACGCCAUCCUGAGCGCCUCUGCCGGCCGGGAGCAGCUCCUCAUCGAGCUGCUGGUCAGCCACUGCAAGGUGAGCACAGGGGCAGCUGGCUGCCAUGCCGAGGCCUUGCUGCCCUGCUCGUCUCUUGGCUUGGCCCUACUCGGUGGGAGAUGCACUGGUGGGCACCAGGCUGCAGGAGCUGGGCUGCUUCUACCCGAGCAGUGCACGUGGCCGUGAUUUGCCCCUCGCAAGCACUGUGGUCCUGAUACUUCUCACUGGGUUUUUUGUUUGUGACAAAGCCAUGAGCUGUGCAGUCAGGAGGGACGGGCUGUACGGCAGGUAACGGGUGGGUGUGACAGAGCGCCUUGUGCCAGGCUCUCAGCUUCCAGCUGCAUCUGAUUUUGGAAUGAACUGUCGAUGGUGAAGAAUCUGCUGGUGAAGAUGUCGGACUGGUGGCUUGCCAUUGUUGCUUUUCAAAAGACAUUAAAAGCCAAGCUGUGGUA